AUGCCUUACUUUGUCGUCAUCGGCGCCGGCGUGGUCGGCCUCACCCAGGCCCUGGAGCUCCGGUCCAGGUAUCGCAACGCCACGAUCGUCGUCGCCGGCAAGUACCUGCCCGGCGACGCCGCGGCCGAGUACGCCUCGGCGUGGGGCGGCGCCAACUGGUUCCCCGCGGCGAGCGACAACGGCCCCCACGAGGACUGGGAGGCCAUCACGUACCGCAAGCUGAAGCAGAUCUCGUCGUCGCGGCCCGAGUCGGGCGUGCGGCCCAUGGACAUCCGGUGGCACUACGAGCACCCCAUCGACGAGGUCGGCAUCAAGACGCCCGCGACGGGCAAGCUCUGGUUCGAGAGGCUCGUGGGCGGCCUGAGGAAGAUCGACGAGCGCGAGCUGCCCGACGGCACCGCCUUUGGCUUUGAGAUGGCGAGCUUUGCCAUUGACGUCCAGAAAUAUCUGCCCUGGCUUCAGACAGAAUGCACCAGACUCGGUAUCGAGGUGCAUCGACGGAUAUUCAGUCACAUCGACGAGGCGUCCGAGCUCUACCCCGAGGCCACAGCCGUCUUCAACUGCACAGGCCUCGGCGCGAUGUCGCUAGGCGGCGUAGAAGACAAGACGAUGUUCCCCGCGAGGGGCCAGAUCUUGCUGGUCGAGGGCCCCGAGAAGCCCAUCCGCAAGAUGUACUUCCGCGCGCCGCACCGCAACGGCGAGGCGACUCACAUCUUUCCCAGGGGCGAGCGGGGAGGCGUGAUCCUCGGGGGGUGCCGCCAGAAGGACAACUGGGACGGCGAGGUCGACCUCGAGUUUGCAGAGGUCAUCAAGAAGCGCUGCUGCGCGUUGGUGCCCGAGCUGGGGAAGCCAGAGGACCUGAAGGUCGUCAAGCAUGGCGUUGGUCUGCGGCCUGGAAGAGAGGGCGGCGCCCGAGUAGAACCGGAGCUGAUCGACGGCAAGCUUGUCAUACACAAUUACGGUGCCGGAGGAACCGGUUUCCAGGCAUCAUGGGGUCUGGCAACCUACGCCGCCGACUUGCUCCCAGCGCAGGCGCGGAUAUAA
Messenger RNA from Thyridium curvatum, 1044 nucleotides. RefSeq lists its product as uncharacterized. The record is from RefSeq and is a predicted model, not a curated record. Gene Ontology annotation, molecular function: FAD binding; D-amino-acid oxidase activity. NCBI's taxonomy places the organism in Eukaryota, Fungi, Ascomycota, Sordariomycetes, Thyridiales, Thyridiaceae. The transcript has 6 exons. The coding region runs from base 1 to 1044 and encodes 347 amino acids.